AUGCAGAUACCGAAGACAAUGUCAAGCCUGGCGGAUCCGGCUGCUCCGUCGUUUCUUACCACGUUGCCGCCAGAAAUACGCAACGGGAUAUACGAGAUCUUGUUCAAGCGCGAAGAGCCUGUGCUGCUUCAUAAUGCUGAAGCUUACCAUGUUAUAGAGCCUCCGCGGGAGCACUACCCACUCGAUACCCUCUUUCAGGACGCGAUGGACGAAUAUCACGAGACUUUCGAAACGGAGAUUGGUGGUGACGUAGACUUCAAACACAACUUCCAUGAAGGUCUGUCUAUGCUACGAUCUUGUCGGCAAGUCUAUCACGAGGCCGCGGGAAUCUUCUAUGGCGAAAACACUUUCAUUUUUUCACGGGUUUUGAAUAGACACGACUGCGCGGAUCACGAAACACAUGACGUAUUCGACUAUCAUCCUCUUUCGUAUUCCACUCGUUGGCUUUCGAGCAUCGGCAGCCAGAUUAUCUUUCUUCGAAAGGCAAUCAUCGAUGUGGACGGUAUCUGUCCCGCAAAUUGCUAUGCUCGUCUGAGAGACUUAGAUUUCUUCCCUUUGAUGCGCUUCCUAUGGUCGUAUCCGCAAAAAGCUCAUGUCAUUACGUUUGCCCAUACUGGACGACGGCUGGAGAUGCAUACAGAGGCGAACACCCGUAAUCUGGACCUCAAAAUUGAGGUCCCAGAUGUCGAUAUCGCUGGGUUUUUCAAUAACGUUCUCUCUACGCUCACCAUCGGGGAUCCUUUGAAAAUGCGGCGGUAUGCAUAUUUCGAUCGUCUUGUGGAAGGAGUCUAUCUUUCCCACGGGAAUAUGGAUUGCCAUGUACAUUAUAAAGGCCCGACCGGGGGUGCACUUCUAAAGCAAGGAUUCGAAAUCAUGGACGAAGGAAAGGUCAUCAAUGUUCUCCCUUGGGCUCCUACUUCCCACCUUUUGGACUUGCCUUAUGCAAUAAAGGACCGCAUAUUCGCAUAUGCUCUACAUUCGCCCGAGGAAGUCGUCCUCGACCUAGACGCUCGCAAAGGACAUGGAUUGUAUAUGGAAGUCUUUCACGUGAAUACGGCCAUACGAUGGUACCGAAGCUUGGCUUGCUGCUUUUCUCGUAUGAACACAAUGACCAUCAAAAUGACGAGCACGGAAAUCGUUACGAGCUUUAACGAUUUCGCUGGUCUUAGGGAACUCAUUUACAAGAAUUGUUCCGCCUAUACCCCAAACCCCUUUCACAACAUUCUAUUUCAGAGAAGCUCCAACAGUAAGGCAAUGACGUUACUGUUAAAACUCGAUGUUUCUAGUCCGACUAUACUCUCCGAGGCUCGAAUCGAAACAUCUAUGAUGUGCCUACUUGGAAAUCUCAGGCCACGAACAAACACGACAAUACGGAUUGUAUUGACGUGCCCCCGAGGAAAAAGCACAUGGACAGAAGAGAUGGAAGUGCCUUACGACAGACUACAGCGAGAACUAUUCCUCCUUCUUUCGGACGUCAUAAUGAUGCGGGGCACAUCUACAGCGCCCGCAUUCCUGGCCAACGAAGACCCUGACCUACCUAAACUUUGGAUCACUGGGCGUGGGAUCAUUGUCAACGCGACAUAUGAAGCUACAAAGACACGAGAUGCUUUGAUAAUCGAGAACAAGCACUCUCAACUCAGCGAGAAUGAGGUCCACCAGAAAGGUUAUGAGAUGGCCGCAAAGGUUGCCAAGCACUAUGACCACUAUUUAGUCCAUACUGCUGGCUACGUCAGGGAUCAUCAGGAGUAUCACUCUCUAUUCUCAGCUUGGGGAGCGUUGCGUGGGCUUUAUCGGGAUAACUGGUGGAGUCACUUGAAUGGCCUAUGAUCCACAGCGCAAAGCGCCGUGAUCGCCUCCCUUCAGUAUCAGUUCGAAUAUUAGCAUAGCUUACAAGGUACGGACACAACCCAAUACCGCUGAAGUCUGGCUCUGCAUAGACUCUAGCGGAAGCGGACUUUGGAGCAGAGGCGAUAGACAUG
Cucurbitaria berberidis CBS 394.84 is the source of this 1979-nucleotide messenger RNA. RefSeq lists its product as uncharacterized. NCBI's taxonomy places the organism in Eukaryota, Fungi, Ascomycota, Dothideomycetes, Pleosporales, Cucurbitariaceae. The record is from RefSeq and is a predicted model, not a curated record. The transcript has a single exon. Bases 1 to 1827 code for a protein of 608 amino acids.